CCGGCGUGCGACCUCCUCUGCGUCACCAAACCAUAUACGCCAUGGCUCAUGCUGAUAAUUCAAAGUCCAACAAUUCGGAGCAGCGACCCUAUCUUCGGCUCAAUCCCCCGAAAUUCAACGGAGACGACCCAUGGGGAUGGACUUUCAAGGUUGACAUGUAUUUCGACUAUUACGGAAUGUCGAAAGUGCAUCGUCUACACUUUGUCGGACUACUCUUCGAGCAGCAGGCGCUGGAUUGGCUCAUUUACCGAAAAAAACACAAAUUGCUGAAAUCAUGGUCUGAGUUCAUGGAAGCAGUGAAAGAGAGGUUUGAUUCAACAUAUCAUGACAAUCAUUUCGGGAAACUGUGCAAGCUGCAACAACUCAACACGGUGAUCGAAUAUCAGGACGAGUUCGAGAGGCUUUUGGUCAAGAUUAAGGGUGCAUCGCUAUCGGAGACUCACCUUGUCUCCAUAUGUGAAUCGGGCUUCAAAGAUGCUAUUCGUUGGGAACUACACUUGCGAAAGCCUUCGUCCUUGUGUGAGACUUUUGCACUUGCCCGCAAAUUCGAGAAGAUGUACGAUGAAGGCUUCAAGUAACAGAGGUGUGUAUUUGUUGUUUUAUAGUUUUAGGUGUUUGAUUUUAGUUAUUUUUUUUGAGUUGAAUUUUAUGGGGAUUGAAUUUAUUUGCAGUUGUUUCCUAUUAGUCCUCAUUAAAGUUUAACAGA
This is a messenger RNA of Salvia hispanica, 706 nucleotides long. RefSeq lists its product as uncharacterized. The record is from RefSeq and is a predicted model, not a curated record. NCBI's taxonomy places the organism in Eukaryota, Viridiplantae, Streptophyta, Magnoliopsida, Lamiales, Lamiaceae.